Messenger RNA from Aspergillus glaucus CBS 516.65, 1140 nucleotides. Its product is annotated as WSC domain-containing protein. The record is from RefSeq and is a predicted model, not a curated record. The coding region runs from base 1 to 1140 and encodes 379 amino acids. The transcript has 2 exons. NCBI's taxonomy places the organism in Eukaryota, Fungi, Ascomycota, Eurotiomycetes, Eurotiales, Aspergillaceae.
AUGAAGAACGUCGCCAUUCUCGCUCUUACCACGGCUGCCUCCGCCGCCGCAGCCAACAACUGCUACCAGUCCCUCGGUGCCGAACCUCUCGCCCUUCCGGCCUCGACUUUCCUCACCAACUCCUACUGCCAGGCCCUCUGUAUCUCGCGCAACUAUGCCGUCACUGCGACCAAGGAUGGCAAGGAGUGCGCUUGUGUUAAGGAGUUGCCUAGCAAGGACUUGAAGGUGGAUGAGAAGGAGUGCUCGGUGCCUUGCCCGGGCUAUGCGGGUGACAAGUGCGGCGGCCCCAACGCCUGGACCGUUACCGUCCCUCAGGCCCCCAGCUCCGGCGCCAGCUCCAGCUCCGCUGCUGCCCCUACUGCCUCUGUCGUCCGUCGCUCCGACCACCCGGCUUGGUUGGACUCGGGUUCCAGCGACUCUUCCUCGUCUGACUCCGGCUCCGGCGACUCUUCCUCGGAUGACUCUUCCUCUGACGACUCUUCCUCGUCCGACUCUAGCUCUGGCGACUCCGCCGUCGCCGGCGUUGGCCCCGCUGUCUCCGCUUCCCCCUCCUCCGACUCCUCUUCCUCCGAAACCACCGGCUCGUCCUCUUCUGAAUCCACCGGCUCGUCCUCUCCUGAAUCCACCGGCUCUGCUUCUGCCUCCGCCAGCACGGAGGACGGCAUCGUCGUCGACUCGGAACCCACCUCUUCCGCUUCAUCUGACUCCUCUGACGCCGCUGCUACUUCUUCCUCCGACUCGUCUGAAGAGAAGACUACCGCUGCCGCCGCCGCGACCACCACCGCUGCUGGCAACAACGCCGCGACUACCACUGCUGCUGGCAGCUCUGCUUCUGCCACCGGCUCUGACUCGGACUCGGACUCCAGCGCUACCCAGACCACCUCCAUCCCCAACACCCUCCUGACUGCUCCCUCGAGCACGGGCAGUGGUGCUUCGGCCUCGUCUUCGUCCAGCUCUGGCUCUUCGUCUUCGAGCUCUGACUCGGACUCUGACUCCAGCUCUUCCAGCUCUUCCAGCUCUUCCAGCUCGUCUGCUUCGGCUUCGCCUAGCUCGACGGACAGCGCGGCUGGUCGUGUUGAGGGCGCUUCGUUCUCGAUGGUCGGUGCUGUUAUGGGUGUCAUGGUUGCUUACUUGCUGUAA